AUGUUCUCUCCAGUAAAAAUGAUACGCUUAAGCAUCAUCCAUCAAGCUUUAUUUGAUGAGUUGUGGAUGAUGUUGGAUCCCAGAAAACAACCUUCAUUCAUCCCCAAGAAAGGCAAAUCUAGUAUUGUCCUCUUUGGAGGAAAGGAAGAUUCAAGGAAAACAAUGGCAUGCCUAAAGUAUGCCUAUUAUAACAAGAAAAAGGGUUGGGAACCUGCUUUGGUUUGUGUUAGUAAAUAUAGUGCAGAUACUCUUGCUCAACUUCGAGAGGAGGCAACAAAAGUAAAAUAUCAUGUUGUGUUUAUUGAGACCCGUGAAAGUAUGGAUGAGUUCGAGGUUUUUGAUGUGAAACCAUUUGUCAGGUUGAGCAUCUUUAAAAGUUUAAUGACGGGUCAGAUUUACGAAGAUCAGAUCAAGGGAUUUUGUUGUGAAAUGGGGCGUGGUAAUGAACAUAUAUAUUGGAAGCGCAAAGACUAG
This is a messenger RNA of Oldenlandia corymbosa var. corymbosa, 474 nucleotides long. The record is from the annotation of a GenBank genome assembly. Lineage: Eukaryota; Viridiplantae; Streptophyta; Magnoliopsida; Gentianales; Rubiaceae.